AUGCGUACCUACGACGACUCUUUCUCCGGCCAGAAGAUCUACCCUGGAAAGGGUAAGCUGUACAUCCGCGGCGACAGCAAGAUCUUCCGCUUCCAGAAUGGAAAGUCCGAGUCCCUCUUCCUCCAGCGCAAGAACCCUCGCCGCAUUUCCUGGACCAUCCUUUACCGUCGCCAACACCGCAAGGGUAUCUCUGAAGAAGUUGCCAAGAAGCGUACCCGUCGUGCCGUUAAGUCCCAACGUGGUAUUGUCGGUGCUUCCCUUGAUGUGAUCAAGGAACGACGAAGCCAGCGCCCCGAGGCCCGUGCCGCCGCUCGCCAACAGGCUAUCAAGGACGCCAAGGAGAAGAAGGCUGCUUCCGAGAGCAAGAAGAAGGCUGAGAAGGCCAAGUCCGCUGCCAGCGCCGCUGCCGGCAAGGCCCGUAUCCAGAGCAAGCAGGGUGCCAAGGGUGCUCCUAUCAAGGUCCAGGCCAAGUCCCGAUAA
Molecule: messenger RNA, 480 nt
Organism: Talaromyces marneffei
Lineage: Eukaryota; Fungi; Ascomycota; Eurotiomycetes; Eurotiales; Trichocomaceae
Exons: 3
Coding region: 1-480 (159 amino acids)
Biological process (GO): cytoplasmic translation
Cellular component (GO): cytosolic large ribosomal subunit
Molecular function (GO): mRNA binding; structural constituent of ribosome
Source: RefSeq, a predicted model, not a curated record